Peronospora farinosa is the source of this 699-nucleotide messenger RNA. Lineage: Eukaryota; Oomycota; Peronosporomycetes; Peronosporales; Peronosporaceae. The record is from the annotation of a GenBank genome assembly.
AUGGACGCGACCGAGUUAUUAAAUGUUGCACAUGAUACGCUGACCCGUACAGUGCUGCGAGUACGCGACGACGAGCAGCGGGCGAUCACGUCGACCCAAUGGAGCACGGACGUCGUCUUAGCGGUGCUGUUGCUAUUCUCCAUCACGUUAGUGCCCGUAAUAGUACGCAUACGGAUCCUCUACACCUUUUGUUGGAUGGCCUUUGCAGUACUGGCACACGUGACGGAAUCGGAGGCAGCGCUGGGCAUGGCCACAUCACUGGGGCUUUCCAUCAUGAUGGGCUGGUACUCGUUACGAGUGUUCGACCGUACUGCAUUUAUGGGCAUCCUGCAGGGCUGGUUUGGCUUCCUGAGCAAAUACCGUCCGUUCCGACUACUAGCCAACUCUAUCGACCUUUUGCUGCAUAUGGGCGUACCGCUGACACUCGCGUUCUGUUACUUGCCGCUGGUGCGGAUCUGGAUGACAGCUCCUAUCUUGCUCUUCUCUCACUUGUGGAUCACACUAGUUGCUGCCGGUGAUCUCUGUCUUUCGGGUAACGACAUCUACCACAUUUACCCGCCGCGACCGAAAACCUUUUGGUUAUCAGUUCGCAAGAUUGAGCUGGUCUACAACCUCAUUAUUCCGACGUUGUGUGUACUCGCAUACCAAGGUGGUAUCCACGAAGUCGUUGUCACUUGCUUGCUAAAGCCGGCUUUGUAG